Molecule: messenger RNA, 314 nt
Organism: Penaeus monodon (black tiger shrimp)
Lineage: Eukaryota; Metazoa; Arthropoda; Malacostraca; Decapoda; Penaeidae
Product: ankyrin repeat and KH domain-containing protein 1-like
Exons: 3
Coding region: 1-294 (97 amino acids)
Molecular function (GO): protein binding
Source: RefSeq, a predicted model, not a curated record
AUGGCGGGCGAGCUGCUCCUCCUCAUCGCUGCCGAGAGACAUGCAGGGAUAGCUCUCCUCGCAGCAGCUUCAAAGGACAGGAAAGGAAGACUCUUGGAAAUCCUUGAACGAAAGGAUCUUAAUAUCAACUAUUCUGAAAAGACAGGCUGGUAUCGAGGUUAUACGGCGCUGAUGUGGGCGGCGGAGAGAAACAGCACAGACAUUGCUGAGGUGCUGCUGAGGGCGGGCGCUGACGUCAACCACCGGAGUUAUGGGAGUGAGGGCGGUCUUUUGUGUGUUCAGUUGAUGGAUUGAUUUGCUUUUUGUCUCAAAUU